AUGCUGAGAAGUGCUUCUGGCAAUUUAGGUGCGACUGCGCUUCGCAGUCGACCUGGGCCUCUGCGUACCAUCCGUCUAGCAUCCUCCAAGGCUCCCGAUGCAAAGACGAAAACUCCACCCUCCAUCAACGCCAACCCAAGACCAAAACAGGCACAUUAUGCACCUCCAAUCUCUUCCAGAAAUGGUAUCGAUUGGAGUGCCACCUACAGAGUCAUCUCGAUUGCCACGAAAUGCAUGGCUGCCGUGUUCCUAGCCGGCCACAUCUUUGUGGAAUACUUUUACAUGUCCAGUGCAGCUUAUGGCAUCUCCAUGGUUCCCAAUCUCAACUCUACAGGAGACUGGCUCUGGAUAAGCAAGUAUUAUCGAAGGGGUCGAGGGAUCGAAGUGGGUGAUCUUGUGAGCUUUCAGCAUCCCGUGCGGGAAGGUGACUACGCUGUCAAAAGGGUCAUGGGACUCGAAGGCGACUUUGUACUCAUGAACACACCUGGAAAAAGCGACGCCAUGAUACAGAUCCCUGAAGGUCAUUGCUGGGUCGUUGGAGAUAAUCUGCCCCAUUCUCGAGAUUCACGUAUGUUCGGCCCCUUACCCCUGGCUUUGAUCGCAGGAAAAGUGAUUGCAAGAUGGGGAAUGGGUGACCUAGAAUGGCUGCCCCGAUUCCAAAGGCUAGACAGAGGCCUGUCGGAUGGUGAUGACUCUGACAGUAUUGUCAAUUGA
Molecule: messenger RNA, 714 nt
Organism: Ramularia collo-cygni
Lineage: Eukaryota; Fungi; Ascomycota; Dothideomycetes; Mycosphaerellales; Mycosphaerellaceae
Product: related to IMP1 Protease, mitochondrial
Exons: 2
Coding region: 1-714 (237 amino acids)
Cellular component (GO): mitochondrial inner membrane peptidase complex; membrane
Molecular function (GO): serine-type endopeptidase activity
Source: RefSeq, a predicted model, not a curated record